AUGUUUGUGUAUGUCCAGGCCCCAGAAUAUGGCUGGAAUAAUGUACCAGAACCUGGUUGGAAUAACGUACCAGAACCUGGUUGGAAUAACGUACCAGAACCUGGUUGGAAUAAUGUACCAGAACCUGGUUGGAAUAACGCACCAGAACCUGGUUGGAAUAACGUACCAGAACCUGGUUGGAAUAACGUACCAGAACCUGGUUGGAAUAACGUACCAGAACCUGGUUGGAAUAACGUACCAGAAACUGGUUGGAAUAACGCACCAGAACCUGGUUGGAAUAACGUACCAGAACCUGGUUGGAAUAACGUACCAGAACCUGGUUGGAAUAACGUACCAGAACCUGGUUGGAAUAACGUACAAGAGCCUGGUUGGAAUAAGUCCAUUAUAACAUGA
This is a messenger RNA of Salvelinus fontinalis (brook trout), 393 nucleotides long. Its product is annotated as small proline-rich protein 3-like. The transcript has 2 exons. The record is from RefSeq and is a predicted model, not a curated record. Bases 1 to 393 code for a protein of 130 amino acids. NCBI's taxonomy places the organism in Eukaryota, Metazoa, Chordata, Actinopteri, Salmoniformes, Salmonidae.